CUAUGCACCCCCUCGAUGCCCCUCCGGGCUGCGAAACCCUCGCGGAGUCAGAGAGAGAGAGAAUUCCCCCUCCACCGAGAGACUCCGGCAGCAGCGGCCCUUUCUGCUCCCCGUCCCGUCCCGUCCCCCUCCCCCGCAUCGGUUCGAAGGGAGGGAGGGACGGAGAGGAAGCGCAUGGCUUGGCAAGGCGAGGCGGUGAUGCUCUAGGGGCGGAGGGAGAGAUCCCGCCGCCGCCCUCCGGGAGAGCCUUUGGGUCAGGAGGGGCCGCGGGGGGAGGGGAAAGGCGGGGCAGACCGUGCCGGCGGAAGUGCGUCAUCAUCGCCCACCAGGCGGGAGAUUCAAAGCUUGUGGCGGCAGGAGCAGGAGGAAGAGGAGGGCGCAGCUCAUCAUCUUCAAGCAGUGAUGAUGAAUUUGAAAACUUUUUAUCUCGAAUGAAGACCCCCAAGCUUGCCACAUGCUGCACUCCAAGGAUGCAAAGGAGCGGAACCAGGACAAUACUUGAGGCCCAGGGACUGAUGGAUUCCCUGAUCACUCCUAAUUACAGCAUCUCUUCCACCUCCUUUUUGAUCUCAUUCAAAACUUUCCCAUUCACACGACUGGAUGAUUCCAAGGAAGAUUUCUUUGGGUAUCUCACAAGCAAGUAUGGAUCUGGCAAAAAAGGACCAAGGCCUGUUCAGGUGCAGAAGGUACCUGGGUUGUCUGGAAAGGAAGCCUCUUGCUCUCUGUCUUUGUUGUCUCCGUUAGUGUUCAGUGACAGUGACGAUGAUUCAGUCUUUGUCAAAGAUACACCAAGGCAUCCCCAUCAGCCCAGGCAAAUGGACCACUACCAAAAGAGGACUUGGAAGGGCACGCCAACACCUGCCUGUUCCCAGAAGGAUCCUGUUGCACCCAGGGACAGACCAGAUUCUUCCUUGAGUGAGGGAGAAAGGAGUUCCACACCAGAGAAUGCCAAGGGUAUAAUCCAGAGCUGUCAGCUGAGAGCAGAUGCAGUGCUGGGAUCAGAUACCUCAGACGAGGAGAUUGACAGCCUCAUUGUGCGUGUUAAGCAAAGAAUGGUCUUUUCUGCAAACGGGAAGAGCAGUGCUGAAGAGAGAAAGUUCAAGCCUUCCCUUGGAAGCCGCCGCACAGCUGCGAAGAGUGAGAGUUCCCUUCCCAUGUGUCCGAGACCUCCUGCUCCCGACAUGCCGAUUUCUGCACCAGUUCCCAAGAGCAAGGUGCUCAGUGAUGUCACCCUGUUGCACCAGACACAGGCGAGGAAUUUGUGCCAGGUCCAGGGCUGCUUCUUGCAAGAGCUGUCAGACCCAGAAUCCCAGCAAUCAAAGCAUUUCCAGAGAAAAAAGGAGGAGCUGGGACAGAACCUCUAUGAUUUUUAUAACAGUUCUGUGUUUGAGCAUCAGUUGCCAGAGAAAAUGGAGAUUGUCUGGAAUAAAAAGAUGCGGAAAACAGCAGGGUGCUGUGUGACUGGCCAGCUGAAGGGCCCUGAGGGGCAGCGCUAUGCCCGGAUAAUGCUGUCAGAGAAAGUCUGUGACUCUGCAGAUCGACUUCGGGACACUCUGAUCCAUGAACUAUGCCAUGCAGCCACAUGGCUAAUCCACGGCGUCCGAGAUGGCCACGGCCGAUUUUGGCGAUUAUAUGCUAAGAAGUCUUCUGUGGUCCACCCAGAGCUCCCGGUGGUGUCACGGUGCCACAACUAUGAGAUCAAGUACAAGUUCACCUAUGAGUGUGCUCAGUGCAAAAAUACGAUUGGGCGCCACUCAAAAUCUCUGGACACGCAGCGCUUUGUUUGUGCUCUCUGCAAGGGGCAUCUUGUGCUGUGCCAGCCCGUGCGCAAAGAUGGUACACCAGCUAAAGCAUCGCUCACUCCGUUCGCAGCAUAUGUGAAAGAAAACUAUGGCUCUGCUAAGCGGUCUCAGCAGGGGCUGAACCAUGGAGCCAUCAUGAAGAAACUUGGUGUGGACUUUGCCGCCCAGGGGUCUCUCCUCAGUGUUUGACUUUCUCCCACUCUAGUCAAGGAUUGGUGCAGCAGCCCCAGAUCCAUUGCUUUAUGUGGCGCUUCCCUUCCCAAGAAGGAAGCAGCGCCCUGUGCAGUGUCUGCCCAGCAGCAACAGGGCACUUGGCCCAUCUUCCCUGAAACUGCCAGAGCUGUUUUUUUAUUUUCCCUUCUCUCUCUCCCCCCCCCCCCCUCAGCCCAUGCUUUUACUAACCCUUUUGUGUCUGAUCUCAUUUGCCCAGGGCAUCUACUCAGGUUUUAUAACACACACUAAGCUACGAAUAAAGUGAACUGUUUCUGUGUUC
Messenger RNA from Rhineura floridana, 2295 nucleotides. RefSeq names its product germ cell nuclear acidic protein-like. The record is from RefSeq and is a predicted model, not a curated record. The coding region runs from base 3 to 1991 and encodes 662 amino acids. The transcript has 11 exons. Gene Ontology annotation, cellular component: nucleus. Lineage: Eukaryota; Metazoa; Chordata; Lepidosauria; Squamata; Rhineuridae.